AUGGCCACGCUGCGCUUCGGGGAGCCCCCGGCGGAGCCGCCCGCCUUCCCCGCGGGCAGGUGGGCGGGGGGCGGCGGGCCCGGCCCGGCCUCGCCCGCCCUCCGGGCACUUCCCCCGGCGGAGCCGUCGGAGGGGGCGCCGGCGGCCUCGCAGCGUCGGAAGCGGACCAGCUUCACGGCGGCGCAGCUGGAGACGCUGGAGCUGGUUUUCCAGGACACCAUGUACCCCGACAUCUACCUGCGGGAGAAACUGGCCGACGCCACGCAGAUCCCCGAGUCCCGCAUCCAGGUCUGGUUCCAGAACCGCCGCGCCAAGUCCCGCCGCCAGCGGGGCCCGCCCCGCCCCGGCCCCGCCGCGCCGCCGCCGGGCUGCCCGCGGCCGCCCCGCUUCGCCGCCCUGCGCGCCCCGGAGCGGCCCCGCUGCGCCCUCUCCGCGGCGGCCCGGACGGAGGACGGCUCGGCCCCCUACGCGUGGCCGCCGGCCGCCGGUUUCCCCCCCGGCCCCGGCUUCGAGGGCUUUCCGCCCGGCCAGCCCGGCGGGGCCGAGCCCGCCCCGUUCGCGGGGAGCGCCGCCGGCCCCUUCCCGCAGGCCCGCGCCUUCUGCGGGCAGUACUCGCCCGUGUCGGACGCCGAGGACACCAGCGGCUACUCGGAGUCGGGCUCCGAGUGGGAAGAGAACGCGCUCGGCGCCUUCCGCGCCCUCUGA
This is a messenger RNA of Hirundo rustica (Barn swallow), 705 nucleotides long. RefSeq names its product Mix paired-like homeobox (gene MIXL1). The transcript is spliced from 2 exons. Bases 1 to 705 code for a protein of 234 amino acids. Gene Ontology annotation, molecular function: DNA-binding transcription activator activity, RNA polymerase II-specific; RNA polymerase II cis-regulatory region sequence-specific DNA binding. Lineage: Eukaryota; Metazoa; Chordata; Aves; Passeriformes; Hirundinidae. Gene Ontology annotation, biological process: endoderm development; endoderm formation; hematopoietic progenitor cell differentiation. The record is from RefSeq and is a predicted model, not a curated record.